Cantharellus anzutake is the source of this 1055-nucleotide messenger RNA. RefSeq lists its product as uncharacterized. NCBI's taxonomy places the organism in Eukaryota, Fungi, Basidiomycota, Agaricomycetes, Cantharellales, Hydnaceae. The coding region runs from base 213 to 881 and encodes 222 amino acids. The record is from RefSeq and is a predicted model, not a curated record. The transcript has 3 exons.
CCCAAAUAAUAAUAAUAUUUACAUUGACUGAAACAUGGAGCGAAUUCUCGAAAUAUUUUCAAGGUGUGCGUCGGUUAAUUGCCCGCCAGGUAUUAAAGGUCUUGGAGGUGUAUAAGUGUUGAGGUAUCUUAAAAGGUACCAGCAAAAGCGGCUCCGCUCCCGCCUAUGAAACCGCCCAUGAAGUCCUGAGAGUUGAACGAGCCGUUUUUGUGAUGUUCUAUUUCGUUGGGGCAUUGAAGUAUAGUCGUGGCAACCACAAGGUCGGGAAGGAAUGCAAGAGCGGAUGGUCCAACCUCGAGACUACUCCUAUUCGCCUUCUGGUGAACGGCACCGACUGGCUGACCAUCGAGGAGGAUCUGCAGUUUCUGAGUCCCUCAUUGUCUGAAUUACCCAUCAUUACUGACCUGCAACCCAAUACCAUUUUUGGCGAUGAAGGUAAAUCUAGUGCCUCGGAGCAGGAUAGAGCGCGUCCUUUGCCGAGGAAGUCAGUACCACAGAACGUGGAGGCAGUAAGUUUUCCUCUCCUGGUCAGAGUGGUCGUAAGGGAUCCAGUUCUUGAGAUCUAUCUCCUGCUGACGAUGAAGACGAAUUGUGGGAAGGGAAUGCCACCCAAUAACGGCAACAGUCGCGCCAGACGCGUCCGAGAUGAAGGUUUUUUUCUCUUUCUUCGGGGUGGAAACGGUGAAGACUGCACGGCCAUGAGCGUCCGAGAUGUUCGAGUUCAAGAGCUUGUCAUUCGAAGCAGAAAAAAAGAAAAACGAUGGCUGGGGCUGUGCAGGGUAGCCUUUGUCCGCCUUCUGAGGGUACGGAGGGCAUUGUUGUUAAUUGGCCAGGCGGUGGGACCGGACCACCAACGUUCUGAUAAGGAUUGUAUCCAUUAGACGUGGGCGAUUGGACUUGCUGGGGGCCCCGGUUACUUUGGUAUUGUGGGGCGCCACCCUGAACCCACCGUGCGGGAGCUCCUCCAGUGGGACACUGAACCCAGUACGGAUUGGGAGAGUUUUGGUUUUGGAAAGGAGCCUGGCCAGCAGGAUCAGUGUUUUGUUCAUUAGACA